AUGGCCUGGUUGCGACUCGUUGCGCUAUUAGCGCCCGUCUUCAUUACCUUACUCCCUCCUGUCGCAGAGGCUCAAUAUUAUCAAGAUUACAUGCCUGACACCACUACCCCUGGAGCCUACUUAUAUCGCGCUGUCCCGAACCAGACUCCAUGGCGCGUUAUCAACGUCGAGCCUUACACCGUUUACUUGUCCUACAACUGCCACUACAUGAGAGAGAUUUGCAAAAAUGUCGAGGCAUUCCAGGCCGACCCGCGGUGGCAAAAUCUGCAUCCCUUAAGUGGAAUCAGCAAUAAUGUAUAUGGCUACGAUCUAGAUACGGGCGAGGACCAUUCUCACCAAGAGUCGCGCCGUUUAGCCUCUUGUCCAGGAGACUGGAAGUCUGACCACCGUUGCCCGGAAACAGACCAGAGCAAGCCCAUGCGACAAAAUGGCGAGUGGUUCACAACGGCACUGGAGCCGGGAACAGAUGAGAACGUGUUAGAGCACCUGCGUGAUUCUAAUAACAACAUUAUUGCACAGUCUGGUAUCCGUUACUCGUGCGAUGAGUUCCCACCAGCGACCUGGGUUGAGGGCGGAAACGGCUGGGAUCGAAAUUCCCCUGCAAAGACGAGAUGCGCUGCGAUCGCUUGCGCGCAAGGCGUCAAGGCUGAGCAAAAUUACAACCCAGAAUGGGAUAGUGACAAGUCAAUCCUCCUUUUCCGAUUUCUUAAAGAGGAUAACGGCGCAGACGGGGUUGCAGCUAUUGUGACAACCACGAGAGAAGACCGCAACGCCGAAGAGGCCGUUUCCUUUUUCCCUAUCACUCAAGCAAAACGCAGUGCAACCAGACAGUCUGCCCUGACUGGUCCGGGGCUAACAUCGGAGGAGCUCAAGGCUCGAGUGAAGGCAGGGAGGGCCUAUCAAACGCAAAUACACGAGAAUCUGACGAUUACCAAGCAAGGCCUGGAGCAUCGAGACACUUUCAAGCACGACUACCUUCAGAUGCGUGACAUAGCUCGGCUGGACAACUCGAAUUCAGAGGUCGAUGUGACCCUUCUCAGGCCCGAGCUGGAGUCGCCCGAGCUUAGGCUCCGAAGUGCACAACUCCCUCCCAGAAUCGUGCCGCUGGUCAGGAACGCGACGUCCUCGGAGCUGAAUGCGGCUCGGCGCAUUGUAGAACAUGCUCGUGCCGAGUCAGACAGGCUAAACAGGGCUCGAUUGGCGAACCCGCUUCGCAGUAGAUACUUUUACGGGAGAGAGAACAACACAGUUACGGGGGCUGCCGGUGUGAAGGCCCUGCGCGACAGCGGCACCCAAUUCGAGCAUGCCAACCAGGCCGUAAUGGUGCUACCGCCACCACUCCUGCCAAUUACUGAUGAAAUUGCUGCAGCAGCGGCCUUGGUCGCCGAGGCGGACCUAAAUACCAACCGUGGCAACUGGACGAGGCGUGCGGCCGCAGCCGGCAAGGGAACAUUUUGGAUGCAAAAGCUAACAUGGACUUUCACACUAGUAUCGCACGGAAAGGCACUGUACCUUGGGGAAAUGAUACUUCCUAUGUACGUCUACAUCAAGAAAUUUGUUAUGUCACUGCCUAACCAAAGCAUCAAGGUUAUCUUCAGAAACGUUCUGGACUACGGAGCAGUGGGCGAUGGAGUCACUGACGAUACGAAAGCAAUCAAUAAGGCCAUGGGAACUAACAGCACUCGAUGCGACCGCGGUUGCAACGGGUCAACGACAAAGAACGCCAUUGUCUACUUCCCACCCGGAAAGUACCUCGUCUCAUCUACAAUUGCCAUGCCCUUUGGCACUCAGGUUAUUGGAGAUGCUAAUGACCGCCCGACGCUCGUAGCAGCUCCAUCAUUUGUCGGCCUGGGCGUGCUGUCCACCGAUGAGUACACAGGUGCCGAUGGUGCUGGUAUCGACGGCAAAGACCCCGAAUACUUUGUCAACACGGCCAAUUUUUAUCGUCAGAUUCGCAACAUCAGAAUUGACAUCCGAAAGGUCAAGGAGGGUUCUGUCAUCACAGGCAUCCAUUAUCAAGUCGCUCAGGCCACGAGCACGCAAAACGUUGAGCUCAUAGCCCAGUCUGGCACAGACCAGAUUGGUAUGUAUGCUGAAAACGGCAGCGGCGGUAGCAUCUCCGAUAUCACCUUCACCGGCGGGGGCGUUGGCCUCAAGGCGGGUAGCCAACAGUUCACAGCGCAGCGCCUCAACUUUGACGGCUGUGAUGUGGGUAUUCAAGUCAUCUGGGACUGGGGCUGGGUAUGGAAAUCAAUUACCAUGAAGAAUGUGGGCAUUGGCUUCAAGCUUGUCGGCGACGGCGGCGUUGGAAAUAGACUUACAUUCUUUCUCCUAGUUGGCUCUGUCUCGAUUUUGGACUCGUCCUUCACCGGUGCCAGCAAGGCCAUCGUCGUCAAACGCAUCGAGUCCGCUCCUGGUAAAGGCAGUACAGGAAUAUCUCUCGAGAAUAUCGCUCUCUCGGAAGUUGAAGUGGCUGUUGCUGACACAACUGGCGCAACGCUCCUGGCUUCAUCAGCCCUCAUCGAUCAGUGGGCUGUUGGCCCCAUCUAUGAGGGCUCGACGAGUGCUCGCUCCUUCUCCCCCGGCGGCAAAGCCGGAAAAUUUCGACGGGUCUCAAAACUCCUAGAUUCGAAUGGAAAUUAUUUUGAGCGUGCGAGACCACAGUAUGAGAGCCGACCUGCGUCGGCAUUCAUACACACCAAGGACCUUGGCUGCCAGGGCGACGGCUUGACCGACGACACGGCGGCUUUCCAGGCCGCUCUUUAUGCCAGUGUGGGGAAUAUCUUAUUUAUCGACGCCGGGACUUAUAUCCUCACCUCGACCGUUGUCAUUCCACCGGGAUCCAAGAUUGUGGGCGAGACCUGGUCACAGCUGGCCGCAUCGGGACCUUACUUUUCGGACGCCAACAACCCUAAGGUCAUGAUCCAAGUCGGACAGGCUGGACAGAUCGGUAAUGUAGAAAUGCAGGACCUUCUUUUUACGACCCAUGGUCCGACAUCCGGUGCCAUUCUCGUUCAAUGGAACCUAAGAGCCGAGUCUCAAGGUGCUGCAGGUUUGUGGGACUGUCACGCAAGAGUGGGAGGCGCACUUGGCACAAAACUCACGCCUGUUGAGUGUCCUGCCGCUACAAGUGGGAUCGAUCCAGGAUGCUCUGCCGCCAGUCUGAUGAUGCACCUAACAAAAUCAGCCUCGGGCUACUUUGAAAACAUGUGGCUCUGGGGGGCUGAUCAUAUGAUUGACGAUCCCGAUUGGGUUGAUCCUAAGAACGAUAUGACACAGACCUCGAUAUAUGUUGCUCGAGGCUUUCUAAUCGAAAGCACAGAUCCUACUUGGCUCUAUGGCACCGCCUCGGAACACGCUGUCUUUUACCAGUACAAUUUUCACUCGGCAUCGAACCUAUUUGUCGGUCUGCUGCAAACAGAGUCACCUUACUUCCAGCCAACGCCCCCGCCACCAGCUCCGUUCGCUGACACUCUUGGCAAGUUCCCCGGGGACCCUGACUACACGUGUACUCAAGGAGACGAGUUCAGCGGCUGCGACGAGUCCUGGUCCACUAUUAUGACGGAAUCGGACAACAUCUUCAUUGCGGCUGCGGGUAUCUACUCUUGGUUCUCGACAUACAGCCAGAGCUGUAUCGAUACGCAACAAUGCCAAAAGGCACUCAUGCUCCUCAAAAACAAUUUUGCCAAUAUUCGUAUCACAAACCUCGUGACAAUUGGGGCCAAGUACAUGGCCGUGAUGGACGGCAAGGGCAUCCCCGCCAUUGACAACCUCAACGUUGAAGUCCACCCGAAGUGGUCACAGAUCAGUAUCCUUGAUGUCGGGGGAAACGGUAGUCGCUUCGACGAUUAUGUCUGGAUCGACCCCAAGAUAUGGGAAAUGGAUCAGCCACACUUUACUUGUUCUCUGCCAUGCAAAGCCAUUAUACCUCCAUGGACCGGCGCAACAAGUACUGUGAACUACCCCUUCAUCACCGUCAGCCAGGGAACAUGGACCAGCACCAUCACACAAGCACCAUUGACCAUCACGGAGUGGAUAUUUGAGGCUAUCACAGAGACCGGAGGCAGUGCCGGCAAACAUAAGCGCGCUGCAGAAACCAUUCGACCUGUUCCGGCGACAACGCCUUAUUGGCCUGCCGUUGUUUACAAGGGCAGUGACGGAAAGCCGACCACGACAUCCGCAACUGGGCCCUUCCCCACGCCCCCCAAAUUUAUUGGUCCCGGUGCACCGGCACCACCCUCCGGAAGUUGGCCCAAACCUGAGAUUGUACUUUAUUCCGGCGAUCUGAAUUCUCCGAUUGUGCCGCCGUGCUCUUACCUCGACUUCGAAAACUCAAAAUGCAUCAACCAGCCUUGGUUCUGGGGCAGUGCCAGCGCUCCAGGUGGUGACGAUGGCGACAUUGAGAAUCUAUGGGAAGCAGGGAUCUCAUGCCCUGUUUCCACAAGCACCUCCACAUCAGCAACAUCGUCAACAAAGCCAACUCAAACCCCUGCGCUCUUACGAUUUGUUCAAGGUGAUCCUCAGAGCAACAAAGUCAAGUGUUAUAACAGCGGUGAAGACACGGAAGAUGAGCGAAUGCAGAACGCGGCCAAGAGCUUUUGUGAUAUCCUCUCCCGCAAGAACCUCGGCCCGGGUUUCUACAUAGAAAAGGACUUUCCUUUCCCAUACAAUGGAGGCCUCGGCACGGUCGUCAUCAAGGAGUCGCUCGAAGUCAAAGAAGGAUGCAGCUUUGGUAGCCUCCAUACGUCGGGUAAAAGAGACUUGGAGGGACGAGACAGUGGUUUUGAUGAGACCUUGUGUGAGCGCUACCUUUCUGUGCCGGCAGAUAGCUGCAACUGUGGCGGUAUCAACCAUAAGCAGGGAGGUGUGAUAGAAAAUGAUUGCUACAUAUGGAGGGUGGAUCCGAACCGUAGGCUAUAG
Messenger RNA from Beauveria bassiana ARSEF 2860, 4920 nucleotides. Its product is annotated as Pectin lyase fold/virulence factor. Bases 1 to 4920 code for a protein of 1639 amino acids. Lineage: Eukaryota; Fungi; Ascomycota; Sordariomycetes; Hypocreales; Cordycipitaceae. The record is from RefSeq and is a predicted model, not a curated record. The transcript has 13 exons. Gene Ontology annotation, molecular function: polygalacturonase activity.